Lathyrus sativus (Indian pea) is the source of this 1116-nucleotide messenger RNA. Lineage: Eukaryota; Viridiplantae; Streptophyta; Magnoliopsida; Fabales; Fabaceae. The record is from the annotation of a GenBank genome assembly.
AUGGCUCUAUUUAUCUUUCUCAUUCUUAGUUUCUGCAUAGCAUGUUGUAAAGCUGAUGGAAGAAACAAGAUUCAACUAGAUGGGGAAAACAACCUUCCCAUAGACAAUUAUUUUGAUUGUGUCGAUAUCUAUAAGCAACCUGCUCUACAACAUCCUUCACUAAAAAAUCAUAAAAUUCAGCUUUACCCAACUUUUGCGAAAAAGACAUCAUUUUAUGGUGAAACGGUGAAUGAAUGUCCAGCAGGAAAAGUGCCUCUCUACAACAUGACAAGAAGACAUCAAAAUGUUAAUAAUUCCUCUUCCAAAUUACAAAUUAAUGAUUUUCAGGAAGAUUCUCAAAGUUCCCCUGGCACCUAUACGGUUACUCUUGAUACAACCCAAAACAUGAUAUUUCAUGGAGCAUAUGCGGGCAUAACUGGGUACGAUCUUGUACUUCAAGAUAAUCAAUACAGCAUAUCUUCAAUUUGGGUUGAAAAUGGGCCACCGCCGCAACUUAAUAGCAUAAAAGUAGGACUUGGGAUUCAUCCAAGUUUAUACGGAGACAGCCGAACGCAUUUAACUGCUCGUUGGACGAUAGAUGGUUACAAUAAAACAGGAUGUUACAAUACAAUUUGUCCGGGUUUCGUGCAAGUUAAUCAUAAUAAAGAGUAUGCUCUUGGGGCAAUUAUGGCACCUCCUAAUACUAUUGGGUCAACAAGAAAAUCAUUUGCUUUUCUUAAAAUCAAACAGGAUCGAACUACAGGUCAUUGGUGGUUAAUUGUCGAGUUAAAAUCCGUAUAUGUUGGAUAUUGGCCAAAAGAAUUAUUCAAUCACAUAAGCAAAGGAGCGUCUUUGAUUAGAUUUGGAGGUCAAACUCAUUCCCCACCUAAUAAAGAUAGCCCGCCCAUGGGUAGUGGGAGAUUGCCCAAAGAAAAAUACAAAAACUCGUCUUUCAUGGAAAGACUUCAGAUUAUUGAUUCAGAAUAUAAUGAAGUAGACGUAAAAUCCGAUGAUAUGAAGUCAUAUAAAGAUGCUAAUUCAAAUUGUUAUGACUUGGGAUACCAUGGUUAUGAAGGACCUGUGUAUAGGCAAGCCUUUCUUUAUGGUGGGCCAGGUGGGAGAAAUUGUGGGAUAUGA